GGCAGUUGCUCUAUCGAAUUCCCUUUGAUACCAUGAACCUUGCUUUCAGUCUUACAUUCCUUCUGCAGCUGACCACCACUCCCUCCUGUGUGUUGAAGGAUAGUAAAGACACGGUCAUGGUACUUGUUACAAUGCAUCGAGAAAGCACACAUAUAAGACUGGACAUGCUCAGUAUUCCACCACGGAAGCAUCCACCCAACAACUUCAUCGGCACGACGAACAUUCGAGCAAAAUGAGGUUAAUGGAAAUGAACACCACAGUAGCUGCAGUAGCCGGUUACGCUACAAUACUGGCUGAGCCGCUCGCUGAGCCGCUUGUUGCACCCUUCGUCCCCAUGGAAGCCCCAGGACGCGUCGGUGCUGCCUUCACUACCAGUGCGCCGGGUUCCAGCAACCUGAUGGCUGAUUCACGGUAUGGGGGCUGGGGCUGGCCAGGAAAUUCACCAUCAGCAGUAUCUUCGGCCAGUCGAUGCUCCACCACUUAUGGCGCAUCGGCUCCUCCCUGGGGAGCGUCCACCGAUUACUUCACCAGCACGUCGUACGCAUACAGGGUCAAGACAGAGGUUCUGACGCCCAAGCCAUCCACUACAAGUGUUUCAGCCACCUCGACAUACACGCAGUGGGAGACAGCCCCAAAUAAUUUAACAAAGACAGUCUGGACUGAUACAUACACCUGGACGAACUACCUGACGACGACUGCAACCGUAUCGGAGACUUCCACUAUCACUACGUCUGUUCUCUCCACAACUACAGUUCCCACCCCGGACGGAUUUACUCCAGUGGCAGCUGUUUACCCUGAGGCAGCAAAACACGUGGACGACUGGGGCGACCGCGACAACUGGGCUGUCGAAGAUUCGUACUGGCAGGACGAAGGGAACGACCCAUGGAUCCUGCCUCUCGCCGCCAACACUGCCCGGGAAGGUGCACUUCUUGACGCAGCAGUACCUCUUAUCGCGGAGAGUACGCCGGUGCGGACUGACCAGGCAUCCAAAGUCGAUUGCCUAGUUACCAUGAUCAACAUCUAUGACUCAGGAACUACCACCUCCAAAUCGUUUGUGUCUCCUCCAACAUACACUCGCACGAAGUACGUAGCGACCGAGACCACUACAACAACUGUGACAACCAAGAUCAACCCUACGGAAACUCCGUAUACGUACACAAUGGCAUCAGGUCUAGAGAUCAAGUCAUGGUUCACAGAGACAACUACCAAAACGGAAACGACCACAACCACGGAGUACCCCUCGUCAACCACUACAGAGUAUGCUGCUUGUGCCACAGACAACGUUAUCGACACAUACGAAGGCUUCCCGCUCAACAAUCUCGCCAAAGACUGGUACAGCAAGAACAGCACCGUGACCGUCAUCCGCUCUAGCUGGUGGGAGUUCCAGAAUGUGACAGCGUGCUGCAAUAACGCUUCUCAAUACUCGAACGCCAUCUUCUACAAAUACGACGGCACUUGCGAGGUCUUCUUGGACGACCAUACUAAUACCAGGUACAAUGCAAGCGGUAAGAUUGAUGUUGAGGUCUGGUACGAGCCGAGAGAGCGUGGUUGGUGGGGUCCUUCCGUGGGUAAUGGACCGCGCGGAAGUAUCAGCUUUUCGUCUUUGUGGCUGUGAGGAACACUCGAUUGUACCGCAGUCGUCGGUGACGAUCAGUCCUAGUUUUUGGAAAGGCUUUCUCUUGUUCAUUCUGCUGUUUCCGCGGAUUCAUUAUCUUUUCGUCCCAGC
Molecule: messenger RNA, 1726 nt
Organism: Didymella exigua CBS 183.55
Lineage: Eukaryota; Fungi; Ascomycota; Dothideomycetes; Pleosporales; Didymellaceae
Exons: 2
Coding region: 233-1615 (460 amino acids)
Source: RefSeq, a predicted model, not a curated record